Messenger RNA from Hydatigera taeniaeformis, 1467 nucleotides. The record is from the annotation of a GenBank genome assembly. Lineage: Eukaryota; Metazoa; Platyhelminthes; Cestoda; Cyclophyllidea; Taeniidae.
AGGCACGAAAGUAUACGCAUUGAUUUGCUUGAAAAGUUGCCCGUUCCCUUUGGCCUCGUCCGAUACGGAGUCGCUCCUGACCAUCCAGAAGUCAAAAAUGUAAUCACUACCUUCACACAAGUGGCUAAAAAUCCCCGUUUUCGUUACUACGGCAAUAUAGAGGUUGGUAACAAUGUUAGCCUGGCAGAACUUCGAUACCAUUAUGACGCCAUUGUACUGGCUUAUGGAGCAAGUGCUGAUAAGCGCAUGAAUAUUAGUGGUGAGGAUUUUCCAGGUGUUCUAUCAGCCAAGGAUCUUGUUGGAUGGUACAAUGGGUAUCCUGGCUCACAAAUGUUUAAACCAUAUUUGGAUUGUGAAACUGUUGCCAUUGUUGGUAUGGGAAACGUUUCACUUGAUGUGGCAAGGAUUCUUCUCUCGUCUGUUGAUCGCCUCAGAAGCACAGACAUCCCGGAGCCGGUGAUCCAGCAUCUCUCCACCAGCCGAGUACGUCGUGUGGUCAUAAUAGGACGCCGAGGUCCUCUACAGGCUGCUUUCACGCUGAAGGAGUUCAGAGAAUUGUGUUCCCUCCCAAAAACUAAGAAGACUCAACUUCCAGGUCUCAAUGUGGACUUCACCCCACAAGGCAUUUUUGAUAAAACCCUUUCGAUUGGCAGUGAUGGCGCUAAUUUUCUCAGAGAGCUUCCGCGUCCGCGACGCAGACUGGUCGAACACAUGCUUAAGAUUUCCGCCCUCAACUCGAUGUCCAUGGGACAUGAUGUGAUGGAUGAACCACUUUGCUGCGAGUUCCGUUUUCUGCGUUCACCGAUAAAAGUGGUACCUCGCUAUUCUGCCUUCGAUUGGACUACACCGUCCACUGCCGGUCCUGAAACCUCGAAUGUGGCCGGUAUUGAGCUGCGUGUGAACAAGUUGGAAGGUCCACUGGGCGAGGAUCAGAGGUGUGUGACAGCAGAAGGCGAGAGUCCAGAACACGUGGAGUGUGGAUUGGUGGUGCGCAGCAUCGGUCAUCGCAGUGUAUGCAUCGAUCCCGACUUGCCAUUUGAUGAGGAGCGUGGCGUGAUCAUCUGCAGCGACGAGCAUGGUCGUGUUCCAGGCCUCCUCUCUUUAGGCGACAGCUACAGUGUUGAUGGGGAUGCACUGCUAUAUGCCUCCGGCUGGGCCAAAGUUGGUGGUGUGGGAGUUAUCGUCAACACCCUUGCUGAUGCACGCAGCACCGCCGAUGCCGUUCUUACGGACCUCGCGAACAAGGAGUUAUCCCCUCGUCACAUAGGUUUUGAAGGCUUUAAGGCGAUUCUAGAGAAAAGAGGCGUGCGCCCGGUGACUUUUGCAGACUGGGAGCGUGUGGACGCAAAGGAGAGGGUGGCAGGUCAUGACCUUGGCAAGCCACGAGAAAAGAUCACGUCUUUGCGGGAGAUUCUACGAACUGCUUUUCUGGAAGUGACUGAGGCACGCAGUGGUAACAACUUCUGA